Molecule: messenger RNA, 2304 nt
Organism: Trichobilharzia regenti
Lineage: Eukaryota; Metazoa; Platyhelminthes; Trematoda; Strigeidida; Schistosomatidae
Source: the annotation of a GenBank genome assembly
AUGUCGGUUUUAGAAGCUGUUUUACAAACCCUCAAGACUUUGAGGUUUGAUAACUCAACGGCACCAGCAAAUUCUGCAGAAUCAGAAUAUGAAAAUCUUGAAACAUCUGAAAAGUUACGAGUAUUUCACACUUUACCCACACUAGCAGCUAGUUUGGGACCGGUGGAGACACGUGAAAAACUCAUACCUACAAUCUCAGAUGUCGUCGCUAAUGCUAUUGAUGCUGGCGAUGACGAAAUCCUCAUGGUCAUUGCUCAGAAGUUGGGAUCUUUUGGCGAUUUUGUUGGUGGUGCUGAACACAUAACUUUGAUUGUUCCUAUUUUGGCGAAGAUUAUAUAUUCAAUUGAGGAAGUUGUUGUCGCUGAAGCUGCAUGCAACUCUCUCAUAGCACUUUUGCCAAAGCUUCCAAAUGAUGUUGUUGACACGACAUUUACUCCAAUUAUUCGCCACAUUAUUGAAGAGGACCUGUACUGUGCUUCAAGGAAGGUAGUGACAAAGAUAAUUAUCGCAUGUUAUCCUAUGGUUUCUGCGAGAAAUCAAGUCGACUUUAAGUAUCGACUUUUUCACUUAGCGGAUAGCGAGGAUGAAGUUCCUCUGGUUCGUGCUGCAGCUGUUCAACAACUUGUUCCUCUUGCUAAACUUUUUGGUCCUGAUUUGAAAUCAGAACUAGGCCUGUUAAUUGCAAGCUUAGUAUCAGAUAAUCAGCGUAUUGUUCGAGCAGCUUGUUUACCCCCAUUAGUAGAAUUGGGACGAAUGAUUACAGAUGCUGCCGAGUUUGAGUCUACCAUUCGACCGUGUAUUGAUAAACUUGCAGGAGAUCCUAGCAGAGAUGUUAGGAAAGCUAUGGCAUCAGUGAUUACUGAUCUUCAAACGUUGGUUUGUAAUCAUGGAGGAGUCAGUCGAUCGCUACAUCAGAUUAUGUUGAAUCUCUUAGAAGAUAAUGAAGUAGAAACGCGUAGAAUCUCUGCUGGUCAACUGAAAGAUUUUUGUCUUGCAAGUCCUAGAGAUAUUCUUGUGAAUACUUUACUGCCUCGGUUACGUGAACAUUUAUCUAUGGAACGAGAAGAACGUGUCCGUUCUGAGCUUGUACGAUGCGCUGUCGGUUUGUUACCGUCCAUCCGUAGAGAAGAUUGUCUUCCUCUUGUUCAGCAUAUUUUAGCAUUUUUGAAUGAUACAAGUUCUCAGUCUAAACAAUACGUUUUUGAGCAUUUCUCUGAAUUAGUGGCAUUAAUGCCUUCAAAUGAAAUCCAAUUGACACUGUUGCCAAGUUUACUUCGUCUUUGGCAAGACAAAAAUUGGCGUGUUCGUCUUGGUGUUGUUCAAUCUGUUCCUUGUUUAUACGAUAAACUGCCUGAAAGUUGUUUACAAGACACAGUUUUACCAGCCAAUCUUGCCUGGUUACGUGAUCCAGCUUGGUGUGUUCGUGAAUGUGCUUGUCGUAGUCUUGCGCGUUUGUUAGUUGCCUGUCCAAGCGCCUGUAAGAAAGCUUUCAAUGGUGUUGGCUCAAAAACAAGUACAAGUUCUGCUUCAGGCGGUUCAGCUGCUUCGAAUCCAGGCGGUGGUAGUAGUAGUGCCUCAUCGAAUACAAAUCCAUCUGGUGGUGGAAGUAAUGCAUCGAAUUCUUCUUCGUCUUCUUCGGGAAAUCCUUCUUCAGCAUCAGCGAAUGCUGCUCAAGCAACAGAUCAAGCGAAUGCAUCAGCUUCAUCGAAUGCAUCAACCAAUCCAGCAAAUGCUUUGACAUCACAAGCUGCUGCUGGUGGCCUCAAAGCCCUUGCAACUGAUCCCAAUUAUCAUCUUCGUCAGAUAUACAUAAAUGUAGUACAAGCUAUUUGGGGUCCUGGUAUCCUCGAUGAACCUCCUUACAGUGCACUAGGCGAUGAUCCGAGUGCAGGAAUUCUAUUCCCCGCUUCCCGUAAUAUCUAUGCCUACUUGUCGUCGAAAGCAUCAAAGCAUUCAUCGUUGUCCUCAUCUACUACUACUACAAAUUCAGAUAAUACUAAUACUAAUCAAAGUGUAAAUGUUCAAACUAUUCCUAAAGGUUGUCAACCACCACCUCAACAGAUACCAGCUGUUCAUUUAACUACAUGUGUAGCUCAAUUAUUACGUUUUUUGUCUGAAGAUGUUGUGCCAAAUGUACGAAUUUGUGCUACUCAAGCACUUCAAGUUAUAUCUGUUUCAUUGGAUAAAAAAACUAUCCAAAAUGAUGUUAUACCGGUUUUGAAAAGGGUCAUAGAUUAUGAUUUUGAUCAGGAUGUUCGCUUUUUUGCACAGGAAAGUUUAAAUUAUUUUACAGCUGCAGCAUGA